Theobroma cacao (cacao) is the source of this 1219-nucleotide messenger RNA. RefSeq lists its product as uncharacterized. NCBI's taxonomy places the organism in Eukaryota, Viridiplantae, Streptophyta, Magnoliopsida, Malvales, Malvaceae. Gene Ontology annotation, cellular component: chloroplast thylakoid membrane. The record is from RefSeq and is a predicted model, not a curated record.
UGCUAAAAUCAAACAGCUCGAUCUCUUAGAUUUCGUUACUUCAUCGCCACAAAAAACCACAGGUCGCGCCUUUUAGAUUCUCUUCUUUCCUCUAUGGUUGCCACCAAAGCAUGGCUAUUUCUCUAAACUCAGUCUUGGGCUUCAAUUUAAAGUUGCAGGCUAAAUAUCAGCAUGCCUCGAGAUCCUCUGCUGGAGCUUCGGCACUUAAGGCGAACCCCAUCACAUUUCCCUUGCAAAUUUAUGGCUCCAGGGGACAUAUACAGCAAAAAAGAUGGGGAUUGUGUCUUUCAGUUGCAGACAGUGAUCGACUAGCUGCCAACAGCAGUGUUAAGGGUUCUGGAGAUGCUGAGAGGCCAGUUUCUGAUAAUCAAGUUGCAGCUCUGAAACCCACAUUAUUGGAUUCACCUAGAGGAAAUGGCCUGUUGGAAACUAAUGCUGAUAAUGAAUCUCCGUCUGAGACCUCUGAGACUAGUAAUGGUUCAAUGGUUUCGUCAAAUCUAAAGCAGGAGGCACCAUUGUCUCCUGGCUUGCAAUCCACAACAAAAAAGGCACCACUAACAGCAAAAGAGAGGUUAAGGGCAGCUCGGGUCCUCAGUCGUUAUGCAGAGUCAAAGCCAUCAAAAUCAGAGAUGGGCAGUAAAGUAUUAGAUGCUCUGAGGGAAAGUGAUAAAGGGAAGAAAAGAUCUCGCCUUCCAGAAGCACCUACAAAUUUGUUUGAUGACAGCAAGCGAGGUUUGCCGAAGCAAGGCCUCACGUUUCAGUUUCCAGGGGGUAGUGAUCUCUUUCUCAUCAUCUUUUCAUUUGUAUUUAUCAGCACAGUCAUGUUCACGACAACUUACAUAGUAUGGAAAGUUGGGGCCAUACAUUUUAAUGAGUACUAAGGUGGAGGGCAACCUGGUUCUGCAUCGUUGGAUAACCUAGCUCCUUGACACAUCAUUGAAGAUAACAUGUAUGAUUUAGGUAUUGCAGAUGCCCAACUGUCUCGUAGCAAAAAUUUUAUUUUUGAUGAGCCAUCUACACACGAAUGUACAAGGAAUUGUGUGGAUGAUGUUUAUUAUCAAUGCUAAACCUUUUCUGCCUGGUAUACGUUUGUAAUUCUUUUCCUUUGAAUAUUUUAACCCAAGUAGUUAAAUUAAUAUGGCAAGAGCCAGGUAAUUCCUAGAACUUCUGAGCUUAGUUCAUUUUAGCAAUAAAUGCUGCCUCUGAAUCUCCUUUUGUC